This is a messenger RNA of Blepharisma stoltei, 2464 nucleotides long. Lineage: Eukaryota; Ciliophora; Heterotrichea; Heterotrichida; Blepharismidae. The record is from the annotation of a GenBank genome assembly.
AUGAUGGAGUUAAUAGGCAGACUUUCAGAAUUUACUGAAAUAGAUUCAUUAUUUGCAAUUACAAAUGAGCAAGCCUUAAAUUUCAAGGAAAAAGGUGAGUAUCGUUUUCUCAGCAUAGCACCUCUUCCAGAAAAAGAUGAAGAAAAGUGUUUUUGGGAGCAAAUAAUAUAUAAAGUGGCGCCUUUUAUUAAAUUCAAUAGAUUAAGCAAAGAGAAACCAUAUGCUUAUUUUGAAAAAAAUGAGGCAACUGCUUAUUAUUUGGCAGCAAUUUUUACUGAAAAUGAACAGAAAUGAAUUUAUUGCAAUUCCUGCAAUCAAUGGAUAAACAUCAGUAUAAAUCCAAAAAACAAAGAAAAAAUAAUAUUCAGUGAAGGAGCUGCAUAUUUUUAUAUAAAAAUAAAUAAAAAAGAUUUUGAAAAAGAUAAAGUUAGUAAGCAACUUUCGCUUGAAUGGGAAAGAAGGAAAUAUAAACAAAAAAAAUUGCCAGAGAUAUAUAAAUCCACAGAAAAAACCAAAAAAAUUGAAAUUGAAAAAUUGAAAAAUAUUGAAAUUCAGCAAAAAAUCCAAAAUAGCGAAGAUAUUAUAAAUAAUUAUCAGCUAGAGAGAUUGAAUAAUCAAGAAAUAACAAAUAAUCGAAAAGAAUUAAUGGCUGAAAAAGAUGAAAAUGGUGAAAAAAUGCAAAAAGAUAAUAGGAUUCAGCGAAAAUUACAAUGGAAAUUAAUAACUCUUAAAGAAUUGAUAUUUGAAAACGAAAUUCUAGAGAAAAGAUGCAUAAACUACGAAAACAAAGCUGAAUUACUAGAGAAAGAAAAUCAAACAUAUAAAGCUCAGAAUGAAGUCUUAAAUCAAGAAAAAGAAAUUUAUAAAGCUCAAAAUGAAUUUUUAAAUCAAGAAAACCAAACUUAUAAAGCUCAGAAUGAAGUCUUAAAUCAAGAAAAAGAAACUUAUAAAGCUCAAAAUGAAGUCUUAAAUCAAGAAAACCAAACUUAUAAAACUCAACUAAAAUCAUUAACUGAAGAAAUAAAAAAGCUAACUCCCCCCUCCGUGAGCGAACAAAAAAACUUGUUCGCUCAUGAGGGGUAAUUUAUUUUAAAAAAAAAUUAUAUAUAAAAUUUUAGAAAAUUUUAGUUUUUUGAAAUUUAAAAAAAUCCUAAUUCGCAAAAAUUAGAAAGCAAAUAUUAAUUUAAUUUGUAAAAUUUAUGUUUUAAAACGCAAUUUGUUUAAAAUUAAACAGAAUUAGCUAGAGAUUUCAUUAUAAUAAUUAUCACUUAUAUAUCAAAAUUUUUUCCCAUUAAAAAUUUUUCUAUUAAAAAAUUUUUGUUCUCUCAUACAACCAAAAAAUAAACGUUUUGUUUGCUCACGGAGGGGGCAGUAAGAGAAAAUAAGAUCCUAAAUUAUCCAUUAAUUUUUGACAGAAAAAAAGCAGGGAUUCCUAAUAUCGGGAAUACAUGCUAUCUUAAUUCACUCUUACAAGUGUUUGCAAGCAAUAAUGAAUUUUGUGAGAAAAUUCGACCACUAACAUAUGAAUUAUUCUCUACUUUGUCAUCACUAUUAGUGAGUAUUAGAGAUCCCACAACUAAUACAAUCUGAGAGUUCGUGAUGGCUUUUAAAAGUAGAUUUAAUGAUGAAUUUCCAUGGGUAAUCUUUAUAUAGCUUGGCGAUUUAACCCAGCAAGAUUCUAAAGAAGUGUUGCUAAUGCUAAUAGGGAGAUUAUCAGAUUUUACUAAUAUUGAACCUUUGUUUAUAAUUUCAUAUAAACAGAUAUAGCUUACGCCAAGUUUUGGAUCGGCCUUGAGUACCCCCCUCCCCAUGUCACCCACCCCCUAACGGUCCCAAAUAUUUUAAAAUACUAAAUAUUAAUUUGACAAGUUAAAAUAUUUGAGGGAGACUGUCAAAUAAUAUUUUAACAUUUAAAAUUUUCAGAACCGUCAGGGGCGGGUUACAUGGGGAGGGGGUACUUAAUGGCGAGCAACCACGAGGGUAUGCGAUAUUAAAUUGCCAUGAUUGCAAUUAUAAAGCAAAGGCGACUGAAACAAACACUUUUAUUACAGUUCCCAUUAACAAAUUCAGUUCUAUACAAGAAUUUAUAACGGAUAUAAAAAAGCCAAAAAAAUUCAUUGGUGAUGGAAGCCAAUUAUAUUGCGAAAAAUGCAAUAAGCAGCAAGAUAUGACGGUUGAAUAUGAAGAAAUUAUAUGGCCAUCUACAGUUACCUUUUAUUUAUCCUCAAAGAAUGGCAGAAUUAGAAUUAAUAAAGAAUUAGAUAUUGAAGGAACUAUUUAUAGAUGGUACGGAUUAAUAUGCCAUUAUGGGGAUUCAUGAUCUGGGCAUUAUUUGGCAUAUACAUGGGAUACUAACAAUUGGACUGAAUAUAAUGAUAGCAAGACAGCAAAUCGCUGCAGCCGCAGCAUUGAUGUGGCAAAUGGAUAUUUAGCCUUUUAUGCAAGGGCAGGAAAUCCCAAAUAA